This is a messenger RNA of Argentina anserina (silverweed cinquefoil), 1861 nucleotides long. Its product is annotated as plastid division protein PDV2-like. Gene Ontology annotation, biological process: chloroplast fission. The transcript is spliced from 7 exons. Gene Ontology annotation, molecular function: oxygen binding; heme binding. The record is from RefSeq and is a predicted model, not a curated record. NCBI's taxonomy places the organism in Eukaryota, Viridiplantae, Streptophyta, Magnoliopsida, Rosales, Rosaceae. Bases 146 to 1624 code for a protein of 492 amino acids.
AAACCUAAAGCCUUAAAGCCUAAAGCCAUACCCUCUUCUUUUUGGCGGCACUGAUAAACCUUGUCCCACUAAAACACCUUCAUUUUCAAACCCACCAUCAAAACCCCUCAAAUCUUUCUCUGAGAUUCUUUGGGCUUUAGCAGAGAUGGAGGAAGAGGGUAUUGGUCUAGUUCUGGCCAAAGCCACAGACUUGAGAAUGAAGAUCAGCAACUGCAUCCCCAAAGGCAAUGACCCAUUACCCAAAAAGGAAAAUGGAUUCCAUGUUGAUGGUGAUUUGGGUGAUGAAGAUGGUGAAGAAGAUGAAGAGUCACAGAGGCUCUUCAACAUUUGCGAUGCCCUUGAAGCCCUUGAGAGUCAACUCUCUAAUUUACAGACUUUGCAACAGCAGCAAAGGUAUGAAAGAGAAGUUUCCCUUGCUGAGAUUGAGAGCAGUCGCAAGAUGCUGCUGAACAAGAUUAAAGAGUACAAAGGGAAAGAUUUGGAAGUGAUACAUGAGGCUUCUGCUUUUGCUGGUGAAACAGUGGAUCACAGUAAUGAUCUCUUGCUUCCUCCAUAUCCAAGCCGCUCUCCGCACACUUUUGUUCUUGAAAAUGGCUAUUUGCCACCUACACACAAACCUCUACGUAAUGGGGUUGUCACCAAUGUUAAUGGAGCGAAGGAUAAUAUGAGUGAUACAGAGCGAUCAAAAAGCUCAAUAGGGUUGAGAUCUUUCCUCAGCACAGCAGCCAAAACAGUGCUUACUGUUGUUGGUGUGGUAUCUGUACUUAGCCUGUCCGGAUUUGGGUCUAAAAUUGUGCGAAGUAAUACUGCCUUCAAUAUAUUAAGUCGUUUCAAGCAACCAUCAACUGAAGAUAAGAGAUCAACCGUUGAAUGUCCCCCUGGGAGAGUCCUUGUUGUGGAAGAUGGGAAGGCUCGAUGUGUUGUGAAAGAAAGAGUUGAAGUUCCUUUCUCUUCAGUUGUUGCGAGACCUGAUGUAAACUACGGCUGCGGUUGCAAUAUUUAUAUCCCCCAUCUGGCCAUCUCUCUUUGUUUAAAGCUAUUUCCUUCAACCACUGGGCCAAUGCGACCAGGAAUAGACCUCAUACAUUUGUUUGUGGAGACUAGUUCAACUCUGAGUGCUAGCUUCAGUUUGUGUAGAGAAAUUAGAAACAUGGAAUGCAGAGGUUUCACAGAAGAGCAGGAGGCAUUGGUGGUGAAGUCAUGGGCUGUAAUGAAGAAGAAUUCUGCUGAGUUGGGUCUUAAAUUUUUCUUGAAGGUCUUUGAAAUUGCACCAUCAGCGGCAAAGCUGUUUUCAUUCCUGAAGGACUCUGAAAUUCCUCUGGAGAAGAAUCCCAAGCUCAAGACUCAUGCUAUGUCUGUCUUUGUUAUGACUUGUGAAUCUGCGGUUCAACUCCGUAAAGCAGGCAAAGUUACAGUGAGGGAUUCAACCUUGAAAAAGCUAGGUACAGUGCAUUUCAAGUCCGGAGUAGUGGAUGAACAUUAUGAGGUGGUCAAGUUUGCUUUGUUGGAAACAAUAAAAGAAGCAGUACCAGAUAUCUGGUCACCAGAGAUGAAGAGUGCAUGGGGAGAAGCUUAUGAUCAGUUGGUUGCUGCUAUCAAAACGGAAAUGAAGCCCUCUUCUUAGAGCCUUAGACUGAUAAUCUCUGAUCUUAUGUAUGUGCUCUGAAAUUGUUUUGUUUUCAAAAUUUAAUAAGAUGAAGACACAGCUGUAAUGUAAAGGUGAACCUCUCUUUAUAGCUACUGUUUGUUUUGAGUUCACGAGUCGUUGAUCAUGUUAAAUUUACAGUAAACUCGAUAUGACUGAAAUAGUAAUUGUUCAUUCAUACAACAAAAAUGAUCGUGGCCUCAUUGAAUAAAUGUG